AGGCACUCACGUGACCCGAUGGCGCUCACGUGACCGCGCGCCCGGCUUGCGGCGAAAUGAUGGCGGCGAGGUUAGCGCGGUUCUUGCUGUUGCUCCGGCUCGCGGCGCGCGGGCCCGCGUCCGCAGGAGCCGCCAAGAUGAAGGUGGUGGAAGAGCCUAACACGUUCGGGCUCAACAACCCGUUCCUGCCCCAGACCAGUCGCCUCCAGCCCAAGAGGGAUCCUUCACCUGUGUCUGGGCCCGCACAUCUCUUCAGACUUUCUGGCAAGUGCUUCAGCCUGGUGGAGUCCACGUACAAGUACGAGUUCUGCCCCUUCCACAACGUGACCCAGCAUGAGCAGACCUUCCGCUGGAAUGCCUACAGUGGGAUCCUGGGCAUCUGGCACGAGUGGGAAAUCGCCAACAACACCUUCAGGGGCAUGUGGAUGAAAGAUGGUGAUUCCUGCCGUUCUCGGAGCCGGCAGAGCAAGGUGGAGCUUACCUGUGGAAAAAGCAACCGAUUGGCUCGUGUGUCUGAGCCAAGCACCUGUGUCUAUGCGCUGACGUUCGAGACACCCCUUGUCUGCCAUCCCCAUUCCUUGUUAGUGUACCCAGCCUUGCCCACGGCCCUGCAGCAGCGGUGGGACCAGGUGGAGCAGGACCUAGCUGAUGAACUGAUCACUUCCCAGGGCUAUGAGAAGUUGCUCAGGGCACUUUUUGAGGAUGCUGGCUAUUUAAAGGCCCUAGGAGAAAAUGACUCUGCACAGCAGGAAGGAGGUACUCAGGGCCUGGAGUUUGAGACCUUGGAGAGCUGCAGUAAGGCACAUAAGGAACUGUCAAAGGAGAUUAAAAGACUUAAAAGUAUGCUGACCCAGCAUGGCAUCUCCUAUACCAAGCCUGCAGAAACUUCCAGCUCUGAACACUUGGGCCCCAAGACACCCACACACAGGACAACAGAGCAGCUACGAGGUGACUUGGGGUUGCGUGGAGACACCUUGUGAGAAUCUGAGACUGGGCUGGAGACAACCAGACUGUCAUCUUAUAGCAGAAAAGAGGAACAACAGGCCAGGACCAUGGUGCAGAGCAAGAAGUCUUGGGAAAAGCUGUGCCUUCUGGGCUAGCAGCUGUCAGGGUUGUGCUCAAAGAUGCAGACAAAUAAAGAUUCAAAGUUUUAAUUCCCA
Pteropus alecto (black flying fox) is the source of this 1160-nucleotide messenger RNA. RefSeq names its product N-acetylglucosamine-1-phosphate transferase subunit gamma (gene GNPTG). The transcript has 11 exons. Gene Ontology annotation, cellular component: Golgi apparatus. The coding region runs from base 57 to 980 and encodes 307 amino acids. The record is from RefSeq and is a predicted model, not a curated record. Lineage: Eukaryota; Metazoa; Chordata; Mammalia; Chiroptera; Pteropodidae.